UUUACGCUUGAAAAUUGUGAAAUGCCAAGGAAAGCUCGUAAUCCUCAUAAAAUUGCGAAAUCAACAGGUUCAACAAAUCAGGUUUCGACACAGAGUGAUUUUACUAUACACCAUUAUGCAAAUGCUGAAUUUGAAGGAAAAGCACCUCCUGGGAGGAUGAAAAAAGCAGCGAACACUAUGAUUUCAGAAGUACACAGUGUGAAAGAUGCCAAGCAGGUGCUAGAACUGGUCGGUGCUGUGGGCGGAGAUGGGUCUGAGUCCAGUUGGUUUGACAAAGACUUGGACGAGUUUAACAUAGACACAGAUAGUACAGACCUCAAAUCUGAGGAUGGAGCAGAAUCUUGUGUUCCAGCAGAGAAUAAACCAAAUCAAAGGAAGAGGAGACUGAAGGGAAGUGAGAGUGAGGACACUGGUAUUUCGUACCCUAUAGACUUGUGGUAUGUCCUGAGUCGAUACAUCCAUCCGGAGGAUUUGUCAAUCUUCUCCAGGCUAUGUCAGAGUACCUACACUGUAACCAACACCAUCCAGUUUUGGAAAGGCAUAUACAAAAGAUAUGCUAUAGAUCUAUCAAAGCUUCCAAACUUUCUACAGCCAGUCUGUUUAGAGCGGGUACAUGGCCUACGUCAGCGAGUCAUCAGGGCUCUAUUUUUUGUGUAUCCCGUGUUCAUUAGUCGGACUGUGACUGCUGCACCAUUCCAGGACCAGCAGUUAUGUUACAAUCUCACUGGACAUCUGUGUCUUGUAUCGUGGCAUGAACCUCACAAAAACAUGUGGAAUUUUAAUUUCAAACUUAGAAAAGAACGUAUGGGAGAAAUCAACAGUUUGUUACGACUAAAAGGGGAGCCACAGAAUCUUCACUCAGGUUACAAAGAUCUCCAUCACAACUUGGAGAACGAUUCAUAUGUUCUUCGUGUGACUUGUAAGAAUUUCACGGGAAUUCCCCCAGUAAUGGGACUGGUACUGACUAAUGUUAUCCUGCGGCUCUCAGCCAGUAUGAGAUAUUUUACUCUACAUCUUAUGUUUGAUACAACUCUGAAGCAGGGGAUGGGGAGUAAUGUGAGGGACAGCCAAAGCCUGGAGAAAGUGGUCAUUCUUGACCCAGUGGUGGACAUUCGUGUGUUUCCUUGGUGGCAUCCAAAUUACCCUCAUCAGGGCAUGUGAUGUAAAUGCUGUUUAAUGUCACUGCGUAGAUCUAUAUACCCGGUAAUACAUUACUAGAAUAUUUUCAAUGUCUUUCUCCUAAGAAUCAUAACAAUAAUUUCAAUUUUUACUAUCUGUAAAAUAUGAAUUAUCUGGGUUUAUUCCCAAAUUUGGAUUUUUGGGUCUAAUAAGGGGCCAUAUACCAAAGUGUCAAUAUAGAAAAUUUUAUUAACAUUUUAUUAAUGGGAACAUGUCCUGUUCAUUAAAUACUUUUACAUGGCCAAACAAAGUGGCCAAAGAAUUAAUAUAAGCUUUAAGCUUGUUUUCCCAUCCCAUUUGCAAUUUUCUGUAUAUGUUAUGUUAUUGUGUCUUGUUGAAUAAAAUAAUGUUUAAACUAAAGUGGCCAAAGCAGUGCUACAUAUAUAUAUUUUUAAGACAAGCAUGGCUGACCAAAUUGGUCAAAGUUGAACAUAUUUAAUUUUUAGUGAACAGUUUUAAGACUUUUUGCUAGAUGUUGGUGACAAAAUGUUUUCCAGUUGCUACAGCCUAUAUUUGUUAGUUAUGCUUUGUUGAAAAUAGAACAUCAACAGAACCAUUGAACAAUUAAAAUAUAAACAUGAUAUGUAGUUAGAUAUCACAGCAAGCAGGAGAAGGUCAUAUCCUUUUGAACAGUAUCUUGUUUAUUUGGAUGAAAUUUGAAAUAUUAAAUGAUACAUAUAUAUAUAUAUACAUCUUCGCUAAACCAAGGCUUCUGAUUGUGUUAACACUCCACAAACCCUUAGCAGAUAUAGUCAUCAGCUCUGGCCCUCUUGCGAAGAUGAUAUAUACAUGUAUAUGCAAAGAAACAUUUUUAAUUAACUUUUUCUUUGAAUCAUUGUUAAUUUUAAUAGAAAUGAACAUAAAAGAAAAGAUGUCUAUUUAAAUUAAUUUUUAUAGGUUUAUAUAAUUUUAAAAAAAUACUGUUUUUGUGUAAUAAUUUUCGUUAAGAUUUGUUUUUAGAGACAGUACAUGUUGGAACGUUUAUUUUACAGAAAAUCAUUAAUUGUUGUUAAAAAAAAGUACAUAUAAUUGGCAAUUUUUUAACAUGUCUUGUAUGUAUAUAGGUUUAUAAGCAUAUGACCAACAAGAAAAAGUUUCUGCUCACCUCAUUUACACUGUGACUUGUUUUGUAAUGAUACUUGUUAUGAAGGGUUGCCUCCCUUAUAAUUGUACUAAGAGUACAUUCCAAAUCACUCCAAAUUCUUGUAUUAUAACAUUCGAUAUUUAAAUGAAUGAAAGUAUGACAGAGAAAUAUUAUGGUACACUAUGGUUUACUUAAAACACAUUUUUGUUCAUUUGUUUAAUCAUAGUAUUCUAUCAUAGUAUUUUAUUCACGAAGCUACAUGUACAAUAAUUCACCAAUUACUGACAUAAAAAAUCACUUUAACUCAUAUUGCUGCUUUUGUAUUUCAUAGCAUACCAUUUAAAAUAAAACUGAUGGUAUUCUGUGAAUAUAAGUUUUAAUAUAAGACUUGUAACUAGUUAAUCUACAAGAGAUAGGAAAAAUUGACCUCAAUGAUUUCCAUUACUAGUACCAGCUUAUAAUUAGUUCAUGCUACAGGACUUGCAUAUAAAAUGAGUUAUUAUUUACUCUUUGCCAACUGCCAAAUCUUAUUUUCUCUCACAAGCACACAACAUUAAAGUUGAUGAAGGCAAUCAUUAAUUUACUAAUUUAGGUUAAAAAUUCACAUUUGCUAUCUUUACUCCUGGAAUACUUCAUGUGUAAAUUGGAAUUGUUUAAAAUGCUUAAGUACUUAUACAAUAUCAUUGUCCAGAUAUUUGCAUUCAAUCUACACCACAUCAGCUUUAGGAGUAACCGCUGUUGGUCCGGAUAAGUCAGAUAAGUCAGAAAUUCAGAAUCAUUAAUUGACCUUUAUAAAAUUCUUGUUACCCUAGGCCUGUUCCGGAGGAACUACAAAAGCGAUCUUGUUGAAUCAGUAAAGAGAUAAAUUCAUCAUGUAUACAUGUAGCUAGCUCUUCAAAAUGUCACAUUUUGUAUGGGACCAUAGUUAUACUUAAAAUGGUGAUUAUAUUGAAUUUGACAUACCAAGUUUUAAUUUGUUACCUAAAUUUCUUAUCAACUUCAAAAAUGUUAAAACUUGAAGGAAUGCUCAAUACAGGUCUAAGUUAUGCAUAUCACAUAUUGGACUUGACCUGGUUUUGAAGAAAGUUGCCUUCCAGCAUUUUGUAUGUUGAAGUUUGUUAACUAUUCUGUGUUCUGCUAUUUCUCUUUUAGAUAUUGUGGAACAUUUUUAUGGCAGUUUUGCUCCUUUUCCUAUGUUAAAACACAGAAUCGUGCUAAUUUUGCACCUUUUUUUCUUAAUCUGAAAAAGUUUGUGGUGAUAUCGAAAUCAGAGGAGGGUAAUUAGUUUGCCUGGCAGCACCACUAGUUCAAUUAUGUACUUCUAAAAAAUACAUUGUCAGUCUUAUAUAAAAGUAAUAAAUCUUUUACAGCUACACUUGGGGAAUAUUUUAAAUCACGAGAAAAUGUAUUACUGAUAUUUAUAACAUUUGUGUGUUUUACAGCUCCGUGUUGAAGACAAUUUUAGAUCGAAAGAUUUAUUUAAAAGCUUAACUUGUGUUCCAAUGAGAAACUGAGAUUUUAGCAAACAUUUCUGUUUGUUAUGUAAUGCUAUGCUUUGUUUUGUAGCUUUGUGUUUGCUCAUUGAUGCAAGAGUGCCAUGUAGUAAGUCAUGUGGAACUUGUAUGUCAUGUGAUUAAAUCAUUGUCUGUUAUUAUUGCAAUAAUAAAAUGGCAAUAAAAAUGUUGCUAUGUUUCUUC
Messenger RNA from Pecten maximus, 3960 nucleotides. Its product is annotated as transmembrane protein 183-like. The coding region runs from base 22 to 1161 and encodes 379 amino acids. The transcript is spliced from 5 exons. The record is from RefSeq and is a predicted model, not a curated record. Lineage: Eukaryota; Metazoa; Mollusca; Bivalvia; Pectinida; Pectinidae. Gene Ontology annotation, biological process: regulation of protein stability. Gene Ontology annotation, cellular component: SCF ubiquitin ligase complex.